GUAAUUUCAGUUAAUGUUUUUUUUAAUAUCGUUUUAUAAGUGGAGGACAGUUUGGGUCUCAAAAUACCAGCAGUACUAAACAGCUUUACAAAUGGAUAUACAAUCUUUCAUAUCAAUUUUCAUCUCAAGCUACAGAAAUUCUAUAGUCAUAUUGUCAGUGAUCACACGUCACAAGAAUAAAACGGUGUCCGGUGUUCCCUGGUGCUUCAUGAUGAAAUUUGCCACCGCAGGUCAAACUCGCAGAAUCUUUAGUAUCAUCCUUGAUGCUGAAGCCGGCUGGAAGGGAAGUAGAAGUGGCUUGGGUGGAUGGCAUUGUUUCCUUCCCAACGGAGAGCAUUGAUGAGGCAGUCGAGGAGGGAGAUAGACAAGUUAUUGCAAGUGAAAGCCAGCAAGAUAGGGAGAUGCCAACACUCAGUGUAAUUCCUGUAGAGACGGCACCGCUUCAUAACCCAGUCUUCAUCAAUGAUAUUCGACUCAGCGAAUUCAAGCAGGUCCUGAGUCGAGCUGGUAUAAGUUCCGAGUUCAAUGCUGGUAUUCUUUGGUGUGCAAAUGGAACUCUGGCCUUGAAGAAACAAGAGUCCGGCAGCCUGUCUCUGGAAGGACCGAUGAGUGCGGAUUAUUUUGAAAUUCGUGAACUACUUUAUUCACAGUACGCAAUGAUCUAAGAAACACUUUUGAGGGGAUGCAACAUGGAAUUUGUUGACCAUGUUGAGAGAUCAAGGCUCACCAUGAUGAAGAUGUUACAAAGAAAGAAAGUGCAACUUGGAAUGAGGAUAUUGUUUUUAUGGAAUAUCAUUUUUAUUAUUAUUAUUUUUUUAAUGGUAAUUGUUCAUGUUUAAAAUAACUUAACAGGUAAUAAGAUUUAAUUUAAGAAUAUUAUUAUCUCUAUCUGAAUUUCAUGUAGGUAUAAUAGAUUAUAUUAUUUGAAUAUUCCAGUGUCAGGAGAGAAUAAAAGUUUGGUUGUGUUAACUCUUUCACAAAACAUUAUUCUGCCUUGGAAUUUAAGAUAAGUGAGUGAUGAUUCUUUAUCCUGUUGUCAAGUUAUUAAAUAAACCAAUUUUGGUAACAGUUACCAAAAUGGACAGAAAAAAACACACUGAUAAUCAAGUUCUAUGAAAUGAUUCAAUAAAAACAUACCAACAUUACCAGUUAAUAGAUAUAAAGAUAUUUUUAAAGGGCAUAAAAUGUAUUGGUUUAUGAAUAUUUGUGUUUUAAUUUUUUUUUUUUUUUUAUCACCUCAAAAUCUAAAAUAUGUUUUGUAUAUAAGUUCUUGUGCUGCUGGUAUGAACAGUAAUGUAUG
This is a messenger RNA of Penaeus monodon (black tiger shrimp), 1300 nucleotides long. RefSeq names its product probable cleavage and polyadenylation specificity factor subunit 2. Gene Ontology annotation, biological process: mRNA 3'-end processing by stem-loop binding and cleavage. NCBI's taxonomy places the organism in Eukaryota, Metazoa, Arthropoda, Malacostraca, Decapoda, Penaeidae. The transcript is spliced from 4 exons. Bases 264 to 665 code for a protein of 133 amino acids. Gene Ontology annotation, cellular component: mRNA cleavage and polyadenylation specificity factor complex. The record is from RefSeq and is a predicted model, not a curated record. Gene Ontology annotation, molecular function: RNA binding.